Neopelma chrysocephalum (saffron-crested tyrant-manakin) is the source of this 2882-nucleotide messenger RNA. RefSeq names its product bora, aurora kinase A activator (gene BORA). The coding region runs from base 189 to 1958 and encodes 589 amino acids. The record is from RefSeq and is a predicted model, not a curated record. Gene Ontology annotation, molecular function: protein kinase binding. Gene Ontology annotation, biological process: regulation of mitotic spindle organization; regulation of mitotic nuclear division; activation of protein kinase activity. Gene Ontology annotation, cellular component: cytoplasm; nucleus. The transcript has 12 exons. NCBI's taxonomy places the organism in Eukaryota, Metazoa, Chordata, Aves, Passeriformes, Pipridae.
CGGCGGGGGCGGGAGCGAUGAGUGGGGCCUGAUGAGCGAGCGGCGCGGCGGCAGCGGCCCGGUAACGGUGGCAGGUGUCUGUGCCUCCGACUUCGGCACCCGCGACAUCGCCCCCUCGGCGCCCGGGGACUGGGAGGGCGGCUCGGCGCGGUGGCACUAUCUCGGGGAGAAGAGUGUAGCUUAGUGUUAUGGGUGAUACAGAAGAAGCUAAAAUGCAGAUAGCACCAGAAACUCCAGGACGAGUUGCAAUCCUGAAUCCAUUUGAAAGUCCCAGUGAUUAUUACACUCUUCAGGAGCAGAUUGUCUCCAGUCCUUCGGUCUUUAAGUCAACAAAAUCCUCAUCAACACCAGGAAAAUUUAGAUGGUCUAUUGAUCAACUUGCUCUAAUAAAUCCUGUGGAAAUUGACUCAGAAGAUGUUCGACGUCAAGCAAUGUAUUUGAGCCAUGCUAGAAUUGAUAAGGAGACAGAAGACAGAAGGCAAAAAGCUAUUGAGGAGUUUUUCACAAAAAGGCUCAUAGUUCCUUCUCCUUGGACUGAACAUGAAGGCAAACAAGUUUCUCAAUUUAAUUCAACUAAAUCCAUUGAUCUAAAUAACAUUUCUCCAAUUGGAAGACAGCUAAGCUUGCAGCCUGGAAAGAGCAAUGCUGCUUGUCAGACGGUACUGUCUUUGCCAGUGGAUAUUAAUUUAGAGAAAAUACUAGGUGAAUAUUUUAGAACUGAAGAAUUUGCAGAUCAAUCUCAGGAAAAUCUAAGCUCUUCAUCACUCAGAAGAAAGCUGUUUUUAGAAGAAAAUGGAAGUGUAUCUGCAUGUUUGUCCCCUUCUCUGCAUAGUCCAUGCAGUAGUCAGCCACUUGGAGUGCUUUGUUCAAUAGAAUUAUCACCAGUCCGGUGCAGAAGCCCUCUGGACACAUCUAGUUCAGGCCAGUUUUCUUCAAGUCCUAUUCAGGGAGGAACAAGAGCUUAUAGUCUGGGAAGUAUAACCAGUCCCACAUUUUCAGAGGGGUCUCCUGCACGUAGUGGUUCUCCUACUUUUUCACCAAUUGCUUUUCACAUAAGAAAAACACCACUCUCAGACCAAAGAAAAUUUACAUUUCGUUCUCCAGAUAUUCCUUCUUCCUCAAAUAGAAUGACACCGCCAAGUACAAGAAGUCCUUACAUAGAUGGUUGUUCUCCAAUUAAAAAUUGCUCUCCUAUGAGGCUUGGAGCUUGUAGAGGGACUGCCCAGUAUCAGACUUCUGUCAUUAGAAUACCAAUUGCAGUUGAGACUCACGAUGAGGAUGAGGAAGAUAAGGAAAAUGCUUCUCCAGCAGAAGCUCGGUUCCCAGAAAUGGAUAAUGGAAUAAACUUAUGUCAGGAAGACAGUGAUACUUUUGCACAUGGUACACAUCUUGUGGUGGCAACUGUGUCUAUUGCACCAGAUCACUCAGAAGCUUGUCAUCAAAGGUUGUCAUCAUUUCAGGAUAUAGAAGGCUUAAAAGAAAAUAAUACUGUAGAUAUGGCUGAUGCAGCUGAAGUGUCAGAGGAAAACACUUGGAUAAAAGAAACAAUUGGCAAUAGCAAUACACCAAUGACCAGCUUUAUGACAGGCAUUACUUUCAGUAUUGAAAGCUCUCGGAUGUGCAUGUCACCUCUUGCCGAAAGCAGUGCAAUUCCUUGUGACAACAGUAGUAUUCAGGUGGACAGUGGUUACAGUACACAGACUUGUGGAAACAGCAUUAUGGAUACUGCGGGGGCUGAAAACAGCUGCAGAGAAAAUGAUGUGAAUACUGUAGUUUUUCAGAAUAAAUCUCAGAUGCUUAGAACAAAGGAGUGUUCUGUUUUAAGCCAUAAGGACAAUCAGUUGCUGAGAGCAAAAUCUCCAGAGACGCAAUCCUGUUUCCAAAAGGCAAAACCACAUACUACAAUAUUUGGAAAAAAUGCAACUUGCAAUAUUUCUGCUUGGAAACAUAAAAAUUAAAAUCAAGGUCAGGAAUUUCACAAAACUGGUAUGUAGUUUUCUGAUGGAGAAUUUGUGUUGUCUAAUAAAUUUUUAUACAUAUGAUCUCAGUUACCUGGAUUAUACCUACCUUUUUGCUUUGUUAAUGCAAAUGUAAUAAAUUUUCUGUUAUAUAUUAGGGGAGUUUUUAAAUAAUGUGGGAUUUUUCAGGUCUUAUGAACAAAUUUAUUGGUAUUAUUAAGUGAUCCUUUUUUGAAAAUUAAGGCGUCUAGAGUUAGUACAGAGAAACAAUACUUUUUUUUCAGAAUUGUGUUCCUUCUGUGAUUAGGGUAGAUUCCAUGAGGAAUCUUGUCUUGAAAGUUUGGACAUAGCUUCAACUUCCAGAUGGGUGUUUCAGAUAGAUUGAGCAAACCUAGGAUAACUUGCAUAGGAACAAACAUAACUGCAAAACCAGCUACAUUUUAAGAUUUGUCCCUCCUAAAAGCAUGAGGGACAUUUUUUUUGUGGGGGAGAGAAAAAGGAAAGGAAUAUUCAUUUUGAUUUGGAUUGCUUGUCCCCAGUCAGAUUUAUUGUGUGGCUUCAUGAAUACUAGCACUGGUAACAAGAGUGAGUCACUGAACAGAAAUGAACUGCUGGGGGUGUGAUGAGAGCAAACCCCAAAGUUUAGUUCUUUUAGUAAUACAAAAUAAGCUUUAUGUCAAAAGCAGCUAUUUAGCAGUUCUCUGAAUAGCUUUUAGCUUGGUUUGACAGAAGGCUGCCUGUCUGUCAGUUAGAUUCACUAUGUACUUGAGUAAAAUGUAUUAUUGGUUAUUUAAAAUUAAAUUGUAGUGUCGCUUUAGUAAUUGUAUUAGUACUAACCUUGGAGCUGAUCACCUGACUCCACCAGUGCCUCCUAAGAACACUUGCGUCCAAACUGAUGCUCCAGUACACUUCAGAAGGAACAUA